AUGUCGAGGUUUCCAAAGAUCACAAACACUUACUUCAUGGCGAUUAUCGCCACCGUGGGCGGUAUGCUCUUCGGUUUCGAUAUCUCGUCCAUGUCUGCUAUCGUCAUUACCGACCAGUAUAUCGACUACUUCAAUAAUCCCUCUGGCCUCACCCAAGGAGCUAUUGGGUCUGCUCUUGCUGCUGGAUCUGUCGUUGGUAGUUUAAUGGCCGGUCCUAUUUCGGAUAAGUAUGGUCGACGUGAUAGUAUCAUGUUUGCCUGUCUUUGGUGGCUAGCUGGAACUGCGGUUCAAGUUGCUACCACCGGAGUAGGCUCGUUAAUUGCUGGUCGUGUCCUGAACGGCGUCUGUGUCGGUAUCACCUCUUCUCAAGUCCCUGUGUAUCUCGCAGAGAUCGCCCCACGAGAUACUCGGGGUCGCAUUAUCAUUAUCCAACAGCUUGCUAUCGAGUGGGGUAUCUUGAUCAUGUACUUUAUUGGUUAUGGAUGCUCUAAAAUCGAAGGCACCGCGUCGUUUCGAACUGCAUGGGGGACACAAUUUAUCCCCUGCGUGGGGCUUAUGAUCGGUCUUCCUUUCCUUCCUAGGUCUCCACGAUGGCUCGCCAAAGUCGGCCGUGAGGAAGAGGCAAUUCAAACUCUUGCUGAUAUCCAAGCUGGUGGUAACAAGGAUGACCCACUUGUCGUCGCCGAGUGGGAAGAAAUACACACUGUCUUGAACGCAGAGCGCGAAUCGAUUCGAGGAUGGAAGAAGUUCUUCGUUAAUGGCAUGUGGAAGCGAACUCUGGCCGGAAUGAGUGUACAGGCCUGGCAACAAUUGAGUGGCGCUAAUGUUAUCGUUUACUACAUCGGAUACGUCUUCUUGAUGGCAGAUCUCCAAGGUGAUGUCAACUUGGUUUCUUCCGGUAUUCAAUAUGCGAUAUUCAUCAUUUUCACCACCAUUAUGUUCUUCUUCAUUGACCGUACCGGUCGUCGAACGCUCCUCGUAUCUGGUGCUAUAGGAAUGGCUGUAUGCCACUUUGUAGUUGGUGGCCUUCUUGGUACCUACAGCAUUGAUGUCCCCGAGGGUGUCGGUGGAAACCACAAUGUUGUUAUCAAAGUCACGGGCUCCCCUGCUCACGGUGUCAUUGCAUUUAGCUACCUUCUCAUUAUCGUAUAUGCGCUCACUCUAGCUCCUGUCGCCUGGGUUUACGCUGCUGAGGUUUGGUCACUUGGAACACGCGCUACUGGAAUGUCAUUGGCUGCGGUGGCCAACUGGCUAUUCAACUUCGCCCUGGGACUCUUCACCCCGCCGGCAUUCCUUAACAUCAAGUAUAAAGUUUUCAUCAUCUUUGGUGUACUUUGUAUCGGCGCGGCUAUCCAAGCCUGGUUUACUUACCCUGAAACAUGUGGCAAGACUAUUGAGGAAAUCGAACUAUUGUUUGCUAAGGGCGCGCCAGCGGCGUGGAAGACUAAGAAGGGUGGUUCUCGUCUUGAGGCUGAGAUCCAGGCCGUGUUGAAUCGCAAAGAGCAUGGCGAAGAUGUUCAUACUGAUGUACAUCCGGAACUCCAGAAGACUGCAACAAGUGAGGUAGCUAAGGAGACCGUAUAG
Molecule: messenger RNA, 1584 nt
Organism: Daldinia childiae
Lineage: Eukaryota; Fungi; Ascomycota; Sordariomycetes; Xylariales; Hypoxylaceae
Product: High-affinity glucose transporter
Exons: 7
Coding region: 1-1584 (527 amino acids)
Biological process (GO): transmembrane transport; carbohydrate transport
Cellular component (GO): membrane
Molecular function (GO): carbohydrate:proton symporter activity
Source: RefSeq, a predicted model, not a curated record